Trichoderma gamsii is the source of this 1002-nucleotide messenger RNA. RefSeq lists its product as hypothetical. Gene Ontology annotation, molecular function: protein binding. The record is from RefSeq and is a predicted model, not a curated record. The transcript has 4 exons. The coding region runs from base 1 to 1002 and encodes 333 amino acids. Lineage: Eukaryota; Fungi; Ascomycota; Sordariomycetes; Hypocreales; Hypocreaceae.
AUGUAUACCCUCACCAACAUCGAUCAGCACCACUUCUCCGGUCCCGACGACGUCUACGUGCUCGAGGCGCACCGCACAGCAGCAGGACUCGCCACCGUAGCCUCGGACCAGACGCUCUCGCUAUUCAACCCUGCUCGACUCGGAGCCGGGCCUGUGUCGAGCCUCAAGACGAGCCAUGGGAACGUGACGACGCUGCGGGUGUUUGACGCGGGGAGUUCGUUGGUGUGUACGGCUGGUGAGAAUGGGUCUGUUGGGGUUUGGGAUUUGAGGCAGGCGGCGAGGGUUGCGCAUUUUCAAGCGGCCGAGGCAUCCAUCUUGUCAUUGGCAUGCAGCGCAAACACACAAACAAUCGCCGUCGGCACAGAGCUGGAGAACCACGUCGCCUCAAUACAUCUCUGGGACGUCCGCUCCACCCCGACCCCCAAAGCAAGCUACUCCGAAGUCCACAGCGACGACGUCACCUCUCUCGGCUUCCACCCGUCCUCGCCCAACUUGCUCAUCUCCGGCUCGACCGACGGCCUUGUCAGCAUCCACGACACGACCAUCACCGACGAGGACGAGCUGACGGUGCAGACGUUGAACCACAACGCCUCGAUCCACGACGCGGCGUUCCUGACGCCCACCGAGGUUUUUGCGCUGUCGCACGACGAGACGUUUGCGCUGUACGACGUUGCCGAGGAGAGGACUGAUGGGAGUGCGACGCAGGAUUUCGGGGACUUGAGAAAGGUGCUUGGGUGUCAGUAUGUGGCGAAUGUGACUACCAAGUUGGAUGGGAGCGGUGCUAUAUUGGGCGCGGGUGCUCAGGAUAAACAAAACUUUGAACUCGUCUUCCUAGCCAAGACACCGAACAACGCUUGGGCACUCGACCACGACAAUAGAGUUGUCCUACCCGGCGCACACGGCAGUGAGAUUGUGCGCUCGUUUUGCUUUUUUGACGACGAGCAGGUUGUGUUUACGACGGGAGAAGACGGGAAUGUGAAGGCAUGGAGGGCGGGUAACUGA